Molecule: messenger RNA, 921 nt
Organism: Dichomitus squalens LYAD-421 SS1
Lineage: Eukaryota; Fungi; Basidiomycota; Agaricomycetes; Polyporales; Polyporaceae
Exons: 2
Coding region: 1-921 (306 amino acids)
Source: RefSeq, a predicted model, not a curated record
AUGAGCUUCCUUGCCGAUCGCUCCCCUAUCUUCCGGGACAUGUUCCUUAUCCCUCAGCCUCCGCCAUCGACAGCGACGACGGAAGCAGACUCGGUGGCUCCGCGAGUCGUCGAGCUUCCCGACUGCACAGAGGACGUGUACGAUCUACUUCGAGUGCUCGUCCCGGCCGGGGCUGCGUCGAGACCAUUCUCGUCCCACAUCAUACCAACAUUCGACACUAUCUCCGCAUGUAUCCGCCUGGGACACAAGUAUCAGAUCGACGACAUCGUCGAAGCGGGCGUCGGCUACCUCCGCGACUUCUUCCCGCGCAGCCUCGACGCGUACCGCGAGAUCGUCAGCCCCGCCGGCCCCCCAGCGUUCGAGCGCGUGCACGCCAUCGGCGUCGUGAACCUUGCGCGCCUCACGGGGGCGUCCGAGGUCCUCCCGACCGCGAUCAUGAAGUGCGCCUCGCUCCCCGGCUCGCAGCUCAUCGCGGGCUUCCGGCGCCGGGACGGCACGCAUGAAACACUGUCCGAGCACGAUCUCGCGCUGUGCGUAGAUGCGCAGCGCGCGCUCAUGCGGGAGCAUGUCUGGCACGCCAUCGAGCUCUCUGCCCCGUUCGUCAACGGGAACUGCGUCGACCGCGCUCGCGGCUCCUCCUCGGGCACGCGGCUCUGCGUGCACGUGGCGAAGCUCGUGGCCGCGGAGCGCGCUGGGGAGGCGACGGCCGCGAACGUGUUUGAGGAGCGAGAUUGGCCGCGCGAGGGUGCUGGGGAUCUGGGGGUGGUUGUACGCGGGGGCGGUAGUCGUCUGUGCGCGAGUUGCGUUGAGGUGUUGCGGAGGAUGGAAGCGAGGUGCAUGCAGGAUACUUGGAAUCGCCUGCCUGAGAUCGUUGGGGUGCCUCUUAAAGGUUGGGGGCGGAAAUCGUUGAAAGGGGUGUAA